Messenger RNA from Odontomachus brunneus, 1026 nucleotides. RefSeq names its product translin (gene trsn). The record is from RefSeq and is a predicted model, not a curated record. Gene Ontology annotation, cellular component: cytoplasm; nucleus. The transcript is spliced from 5 exons. Gene Ontology annotation, biological process: RNA metabolic process. Bases 133 to 873 code for a protein of 246 amino acids. NCBI's taxonomy places the organism in Eukaryota, Metazoa, Arthropoda, Insecta, Hymenoptera, Formicidae. Gene Ontology annotation, molecular function: RNA binding; single-stranded DNA binding; sequence-specific DNA binding.
AAGUUCAGCUAAGGAGAACAAAUCUAUCGAUCAGUGUAAGAUUUACGUUUUGAGCUGAUUUGAAGCUGAUUCAACGUAGAAGAUAUCGUAUUGUAUCUAUUUCAAUAAAGGACAACAGAGAGAGAAAGCAUCAUGUCUGAAGGAAUAACACAGAUUUUUAACGCAUUCCAAGACCAUCUAAACAACGAGCAGGGCACACGUGAGGAGAUUCGUGUUAUCGUCAAAGAGAUUGAGAAAAAUGCUAGAGAUAUUUUAAUAAUAUUGCAAAAUAUUCACAAUGUAGUAAUUUCUAAGGAUCAGGAGGAAGUUGUCAUAAUAAAAUAUUGCGCACAUGCAAGAGAACUGUUCGAAGAAAUAAGGAAGCAAUAUGCAAGUUUGACUGCAUUGGUACCAAAUGAUCAGUAUUAUCGUUUCCAUGACCAAUGGCGUUUUGUCACACAGAGACUGUGCUUCUUAGUUUCUCUAGUAAUAUACCUGGAAACCAAAAUUUUGGUUACUAAAGAGACUGUUGCUGAGAUAUUAGGAGUGAAAAAUAACAGAGAGGAAGGUUUUCACUUGGACCUGGAGGAUUAUCUGUUGGGUUUAUUGCAGUUAUCUGCAGAACUGAGUCGUUUUGCUGUAAAUUCCGUCACAGGCGGCGAUUACAAUCGGCCGAUAGAAAUCGCGCAAUUCCUUAACGAACUAAACGCCGGAUUUCGACUAUUGAACUUAAAGAACGACAUGUUGAGGAAACGUUUCGACUGUCUCAAGUAUGAUGUGAAAAGGACUGAAGAAGUGGUGUAUGAUUUGACUAUCCGUGGUUUAAAACCCACCACUGAGCCCGCUUCUGUCAACCAGACAGAAACGUUGAAACCUACUGACGAAACCGUUUAGAUUCUUUGUACUUUAAACCAAUGUGUAUUUCUAUAACUACUAUGAAUUUUACAUGGCCAACGAUAAUAUAAGAUUUUCAUACGUAAUAUAUAAUAUAUUUAAGUAUAUUCGCGCGCGCGCAUAUAUAAUAAAUGUUCCAUAUUGUGUUCUAUA